Messenger RNA from Mytilus californianus (California mussel), 1603 nucleotides. Its product is annotated as alkaline phosphatase-like. Gene Ontology annotation, molecular function: alkaline phosphatase activity. The transcript has 10 exons. The record is from RefSeq and is a predicted model, not a curated record. Bases 1 to 1572 code for a protein of 523 amino acids. Gene Ontology annotation, biological process: dephosphorylation. NCBI's taxonomy places the organism in Eukaryota, Metazoa, Mollusca, Bivalvia, Mytilida, Mytilidae.
AUGUCUAACACACAAGUAUAUUGGCGAAAUCAAGCAAAAGAUGAACUUCAUAAAUAUUUAAAAUCACAGAAAAUUGAGAAAGUCGCAAGAAAUGUGAUUUUCUUCCUGGGUGAUGGAAUGAGUAUACCCACUAUAACAGCAGCUAGAAUAAGACAAGGUCAACUUAACAACAAAACAGGAGAAGAAAAUGUACUCAGCUGGGAGAAAUUCCCACAUGUUGCAUUAUCCAAGACAUAUAAUCAGGAUCAUCAAACACCAGAUUCGGCGGGGACUGCAACACAAUUUCUGUGUGGUAUAAAAACUAACUCUGGGGUUUUAGGAGUAGAUGGUAGUGUUAAGCCAAAAGAUUGUUCUUCAAUGACUGACAAGUCAAAGGUCACAUCGAUUGCAGACUGGUCAUUAGAGAAAGACAAAUCUGUAGGAAUUAUAACAACUACAAGAAUUACUCAUGCAACACCAGGGGCCGCAUAUGCCAAUACAGCAUAUCGGAACUGGGAAGUUGACUGGCAAUUAGAAAAUGUUACCAACAAAGAAAAUUGUCCUGAUAUCGCAAAACAAUUAAUCAAUGACUACAAAUCAAGCAUUAAGGUAUUGAUGGGAGGAGGACGGCGAUAUUUCCUACCAAGCAACGAAUCUGAUCCUGUCAUUGGGUUGAACAACAAAGAUGGAAGGAGAGACAACAGAAAUUUGAUUGAAGAAUGGAUUAACGAUAAGCAACAAAGAAAAGUUAAUUAUGAAUACGUAUGGAAUGCUACAGAAUUCAAUAAUAUUGAUCCUAGAUCUACUGAAUAUAUUUUAGGCUUAUUCAACUCUGAUCACAUGUCAUUUGAGUUGGAUAAAGCUAGUCAGCCUGUACCGGAACCCACGUUAGCAGAAAUGACAGAAAAAGCUAUCAGAACAUUACGUAUGCACGACAAUAAUAAAGGCUACUUUCUUCUUGUAGAGGGAGGAAAAAUAGACUGGGCUCAUCACUUUGGAGAAGCGGAUUACGCAUUAUCUGAAACUAUUGCAAUGGCUGAUGCUGUUGCUGUAGCUGAUAAUCUCACGAGUGAUGAGGAUACUCUCAUAAUCGUCACAGCUGAUCAUUCGCACACGAUGACUAUUGUUGGAUAUCCUGACAGAGGCAAUCCUGUACUUGGUCUAGUUAAAACCAAUGGGAAAGUUGCUAUGGCUGGGGACAAUUUGCCAUACACCACACUUGCAUAUGCAAAUGGACCAGGUGCAGUGCAAAGUCCAAGGAGGAAUCUAACUGGUGAACAUACAGACGAGAAAGAUUUUCAUCAGCAAUCCGCAAUAAAAAUGGGUCUGGAGACACAUGGGGGAGAUGACGUUGCUAUCUUCGCGCGAGGUCCAAUGUCACAUCUGUUUCAGGGUGUUCAUGAGCAGCAUUAUAUUGCGCAUGUCAUGGCGUUUGCCUCCUGUGUUGGAGAAUAUGCUAAAGAAAAGGACUGUGCUGCUGCAAUUGCUAAUCCGCCAAAAUCUAAACCAGUUAACCCCAAUCCAAGUAACAGAGGAGAGCAGAAUACUAAUAGUAUAUUUUUGUUGAUGUUAUUAGUUUUUAUUACUGUUUAAAAAAAAAUAUACUGGUGAACUGUUUGUUAAA